This is a messenger RNA of Paramuricea clavata, 2392 nucleotides long. NCBI's taxonomy places the organism in Eukaryota, Metazoa, Cnidaria, Anthozoa, Malacalcyonacea, Plexauridae. The record is from the annotation of a GenBank genome assembly.
GUUUUAUAAAAUAACAACAACACGAUAGUCUUCCGUGUUUGGAUGGCCUGAUCCAAACAUGGGUUUCGACGAAUCAGAGCACGCGUUAUAUACAUGUUAUUUUAUAAUUUUAGAUGAAGGUAGCAAUGAUAAAGCUCAAACAACUGACACAAUCACGUGGAAUCCCCAUGGAAACCUAUCAACCCUUGGAGACCCCAGUUCAAGGGUGACUGCUAUAGCAGCACUCCUGGAGAAGCACGAGCAAAAGGUCACUCGAAAGCCAUCAAAAUAUGUUUCCAGUUGCACCAUUACGAGAGCAGAUAGGAUGGAGCAUGAACAAGAUUUAAGCAAGGCUGUAAGUAUAUUGAAUGAACCUCUCCUCCACCGAUGCUUCAGAGAUUGGCAAUUCCUUUUUUUCUACUCUGCAACCGGAAUAGUAGAUUUUGAAAUUUACUACUCCAUUUGAAGGUCCACUAUUUCUUUAUCUCAGUUAUAAAACGAUACGAUAUAAAAGCAAUAUAACAACUGUUGUUAAAAAGUUGUUAUAUUUAUUCGGAGUAUAACUUGAAUGAUUAUUCGCUGCUAAGGCUGUCUUAUGCCAGUACAGUCUUGAACAGUUCUGUGUCAGCUAGUGUAGGUAUUAAAUGCCAAUAAUAAGAAAGCUUCGGAUGGAUUGAAUACAACAACUUGAAAAAUACAAGGAGAACUUCGACGAGCGAAGCCACGAAGGUCCUUCGAAGGGCCUUAAAACGUCGAAGUUCUCCUUGUAUUUUUCAGGUAGUUGUAUCCCUAUCAAUCAGAAGCUUUCUUGUGUCAGUACACAAUGAAAUGUACAUAUAACUAACUUUUUGAUAGGCUUUGAUUAAUUUAAGUCAUUAAGAGCUUCAAUUUUGUGUUAGGGUUCCUCUUCAUCACAAAAAGAUUCUGAAACGAACGAUAAGCGUUCAGAAUUGCUGAAAAGAGCUCCGGUGGUUCCUUUCGGGAUGGAUCUGUACAAUUGGGAGAGGAAAGAAGACGAAGCUCCUUCAGUGACCAACUUGAAAUCUUUGCAUUGCUAUUGGACUCAUCCGAAUGACGACAACGAAGACCAUUGUCCGGGUGACAUCAAGGAAUCCAUGAAAUCUCGAAGUAUCCGGUUUGCUGGGGAGUUUGAGGAGAUCAAGUGGGCUUGCCGCGCUCCGUUACCCAGUGGUAAACUAUGUCCUAGAAAGGAUAGGUAUGUAACCCAGUGGUAAACUAUGUCCUAGAAAGAAUAGGUAUGUAACGUGAACAUCACACUAAUGUUUCUUCUAAAUUUUUGCAAGUGACGUCACAAAACAUAAUUCAACAUAUUUGUUUGACUUUCACCAUUUUGGGUGACAAAUACCUUACCUGGGAAAAUCCUAUACCUACAAAGUGUAAUCUAUGUAAUGCGCGUUCUAAUUUAGUUACUUAUUGUAGCUAUUCAAUGUGUAAUUUUCAUAUUAAACAUUAAACAACAUAAAUCUCACUUUUAUUUUACAAUUUACGCAAUACAUUUAUAUUAUAGGUACAAGUGUCCAUUCCAUGGGAAAAUCAUCCCCCGUGAUGCAAUGGGGCGCCCCGAAGGAAGCUCCAGCGAGAGUGACGAGGCAGCGGAUUGUAGGACUCAAGAACUUGAUGAAGUAACGAGAGAUAUUGAACUGGCGACGGGAAUGGACCUCGGAAGCAAGAAAGAAAAGAAAGGGAAAAAGCGAAAGCAUUCUGGGCUGACAGAUUUGAAGAAGAACUCAAAUACGAGUCGAGCACGCUUGGAGAAAAUUGUACUCAAUAAAGAAGCUCUCAAACGGGUUGCCGAGGAAACAGACAGAGUGAGAAAGAGUAUAAUUGAUGAAAAGUUUGGAAACAAUUGGAACUACGCUUUGAAGCCAACUUAUUGAGUGGAAUACUGAAAUGGAACAGGUUCUUGUGCAGUUGUGUGUGCUUUAGCACUGUAACAAGGGCUUGAACUCACAACUGAUAGUUGCCUAUACUCUUUGAAAAUAUAUAUAUUUUACUUGAUAAUUGACAAACGAUGAAAAUAGCAAUUACGAAGUGGAACUGUAUGUAGGAACUGUUAGUACUGUUCUUCAGUGUUGUUUAAUAUGUGUAUUGUUGCAAUUUAUUUAUUUGGGCCCGCAGUGAUUGGCAAUUACGCUGUUGCGGAUUCCCUGCCACUAAGGCAAGUAGGACAUACCAUACUUACAGUUGUAAAUAGUUGGCUUUUUAAAAAAGCGUGGCAUUCUCCUGAAGAUGAUAUUAAACAAUUUAACAAUUCACAGAGUGUGUAUUGUUUUGUGUUUAAUUACCAUACUUAAGACUGGUUUAUACUAUCAAAGUUUCUGUGAUCAAAGUAGGAGUUUUGCAUCGGUAAAUUCUAAGUUUUGAAGGAUUUGUAAGAAAUGUUUGAUGGAAC